This is a messenger RNA of Miscanthus lutarioriparius, 1806 nucleotides long. NCBI's taxonomy places the organism in Eukaryota, Viridiplantae, Streptophyta, Magnoliopsida, Poales, Poaceae. The record is from the annotation of a GenBank genome assembly.
AUGCCGUCGCGGUGGCGCCGACGCGGCGACCUCGCCGUCGCGGCUGCGCUGCUGGCGACGGUGGCCCUGGCGGCCGUGGGAGCGGCCGGGGCCGACGGCGGCGCGGAGUUCGAUUACCGGAAGCUCUCGGGGAUAAUCAUCCCGGGGUACGCGUCCACGCAGCUGCGCGCGUGGUCGGUCCUCGAUUGCCCCUACUCGCCCUUCGACUUCAACCCCCUCGACUCCGUCUGGCUCGACACUGCCAAGCUUUUCUCCGCGGUAAAUUGCUGGCUUAAAUGCAUGCUGCUUGAACCCUAUAAUCAGACAGACCAUCCGGAAUGCAAGUCAAGGCCUGAUAGUGGUCUUUCUGCAAUUACAGAGUUGGACCCUGGUUAUAUAACAGGUCCUCUCUCUUCAGUAUGGAAAGAAUGGGUCAAAUGGUGUGUAGAGUUUGGCAUUGAAGCUAAUGCAAUUAUCGCUGUUCCGUAUGAUUGGAGACUGCCCCCAUCAAUGCUUGAGGAGCGAGAUCUGUAUUUUCACAAAUUAAAGUUAACUUUUGAAAUUGCUUUGAAACUCCGAGGAGGGCCAUCUUUGGUAUUUGCUCAUUCGAUGGGAAAUAAUGUGUUUCGCUACUUUUUGGAAUGGUUGAAACUGGAAAUUGCUCCCAAGCACUAUAUCCAGUGGCUUGAUGAACAUAUACAUGCAUACUUUGCAGUUGGCGCUCCUCUUCUUGGAUCUACUGAAGCAGUUAGAGGUGCUCUUUCUGGAACAACUUUUGGUCUUCCAGUCAGUGAGGGCACAGCACGAUUGAUGUUUAAUGCAUUUGGUUCUUCUCUAUGGCUUUUGCCAUUCUCAAAACACUGCAAAGCUGAUAAUAUCUACUGGAAGCAUUUUUUUGAGGGAAAGGGAGAUAUGGGGGCAUACCCAUCCAUCAUGGAUAUAACCGAGAACAUAACAUCCAUUAUGGAGUAUGGAAAGCCAACUCUCCUGUCAUUUUCUGCCAGAGAAGUGUCAGAUGGUACUUUGUUCAGAACAAUAGAGGAUUAUGACCCUCAGAGCAAGGCACUUGUUUAUCAGCUUGAGAAGUAUUAUCAGGGUGAUCCAGUUCUGAACCCUCUAACACCCUGGGAGAGACCCCCAAUAAAGAAUGUAUUUUGCAUUUACGGGAUUGAUUCAAAGACUGAGGUAGGCUAUUACUUUGCCCCAAGUGGCAAACCAUAUCCAGACAACUGGAUAAUAACUGAUAUUAUUUAUGAGUUUAAAGGUUCCCUACUUUCAAGAUCAGGUAAUUCUGUUUCGGGAAAGCCUAACAAUUCCAGUGGUGAUGGAACAGUAUCCUACAACUCCCUCUCAUGGUGCAAGAACUGGCUUGGAGCAAAAGUGAACAUAACGAGGGCUCCACAGGCAGAACAUGAUGGAUCUGAUCUGCAAACAGCCAUGAAUAUCGAUCGCCAUCAUGGCCAUGAUAUACUACCAAACAUGACAAGGGCUCCGCAUGUGAAGUACAUAACCUACUAUGAGGAUGCUGAAAGUCUUCCGGGAUGGAGAACAGCAGUUUGGGAGCUUGAUAAAGCAAAUCACAGGAAUAUUGUUAGGACGCCAGUACUAAUGCGUGAGUUAUGGCUUGAAAUGUGGCACGACAUGCAUCCCGAUUCAAAAUCAAAAUUCGUGACGAAAGCUUUUCGAGGUCCGCUAAGAAAUGAAGACUGCCACUGGGACUAUGGAAAGGCUCGAUGUGGCUUUCCAGAACACUGUGAAUACAGAUGCUGUGAGCUGAAUAAUAUUGUGGUUGCUCAUAUGGGAAUGAUAUUUGAUUUCCCAUUUUGA